Molecule: messenger RNA, 792 nt
Organism: Nanorana parkeri
Lineage: Eukaryota; Metazoa; Chordata; Amphibia; Anura; Dicroglossidae
Product: adenine phosphoribosyltransferase-like
Exons: 6
Coding region: 138-788 (216 amino acids)
Molecular function (GO): adenine phosphoribosyltransferase activity
Source: RefSeq, a predicted model, not a curated record
UUGCUCCUGGAACAUGCUCUCCACAGUUUGGACUUCCCUUUAUAGAAGUGACUGGAUUUAGCUCCAGAUAGAGUAACUGAGAAGCUACAGAGGGGAUAGCAAGCACGCUGAUUUAAGCUAAACUUUUCAGAGGAUAAAUGCCAGGUUAUAGUUCAUCGGAUGUCCACUUGGACCUGUUCAAAAGUCCAGAAAAGAAAACCCCUGGCUGGUAUCUGCCACUGAUGGCUCCCAAUGAAAAAGGACCAAAUUACGCCUGGCUGGACCCAUCAAGACUAUACUGUAAUCGGCAUGCCCUAAAAGACUGCAUUGAAGAUUUGCUACAACCGUUUAAGGAUGACAAAAUUGAUUUGGUUGCAGGGAUUGAUGCCAUGGGCUUCAUACUGGGCGCUGCUAUUGCAUCACACUUAGGAAAAGGAUUCCUAGCGAUCAGGAAAGCAGGCCAUCUUUGUGUGAAGACACAUAGUCAGUCAUAUGUGGACUAUUCUGGCAAGGAGAAAAAAGCAGAGGUUCGGACAGAUGCCAUCAAACCAGGCCUGCAUAUCCUCUUGGUAGAUCAGUGGAUUGAAACUGGAGGAACCAUGAGAGCUGCUAUCAAACUGGUGGAAGAACAAGGUGGGGUUGUUGCAGGUGUUGCUACUAUUUGUAUUGAAGACAGCGCUGGAGGCAGAUGGGUGAGAGAAAAUUACAAAUGUUCUGACUGUGUUCCCGAAGACCUCAGAAGCCAGUUUAAUAGGCAAUUUCUGGACAGCUUUAAUGCCUUCAGCAGCAAACAGAUGAAUAAGGAAUGACAUG